Symbiodinium necroappetens is the source of this 471-nucleotide messenger RNA. NCBI's taxonomy places the organism in Eukaryota, Dinophyceae, Suessiales, Symbiodiniaceae. The record is from the annotation of a GenBank genome assembly.
AUGACCCUGAACACCGGUUUGAGCGACGAAGACCGCAAGGUGGUGGCCGAGGGCCUGUCGCGGGUGCUGGCCGACACCUACACCCUCUACCUCAAGACCCAGAAUUACCACUGGAACGUCACCGGCCCGCGCUUCAAGGGGCUGCACGAGCUGUUCGAGGAGCAGUACGUCGAGCUGCGCGAGGCGGCGGACGAGAUCGCCGAGCGCAUUCGCGCCCUCGGCCACUUCGCCCCGGGCAGCUACGCCCAGUUCGCCGAGCUGAAGUCGGUCGAGGAGGCGCCGGCGACGCCGCCGAGCGCCGAGGAGAUGCUCGGCCAGCUCGCCGCCGACAACGAGACCCUCUCGCGGGUGGCGCGCAGCGUCGUGACCUCGGCCGAGAACGUCGAGGACGAGGUCACCAUCGACAUGAUGGUUGCGCGCAUGUCGGUGCACGAGAAGGCGGCCUGGAUGCUGCGGGCCCACCUGCAGUAA